Suillus discolor is the source of this 705-nucleotide messenger RNA. RefSeq lists its product as uncharacterized. The coding region runs from base 1 to 705 and encodes 234 amino acids. The record is from RefSeq and is a predicted model, not a curated record. The transcript is spliced from 5 exons. Lineage: Eukaryota; Fungi; Basidiomycota; Agaricomycetes; Boletales; Suillaceae.
AUGACAGCACUACUCCUUCCAGACGACUAUAUUUACAUCUGGGUUUGCGAUCACAAUCUCUUGGGGUACCACUUACGUGGUCAAUUCAUGGCUGUUCUCAAUGACUAUGACUUAUUGUCGUUCAAACGUGAUGGUCCCAGGGGCCUCAGGCGCACAGGAACGGUAUCAUUCAUGGUGGUAGACCUUCUCAUGCCAGACGCUAUGGCAGGCAAGGUCAAGCGUGUGUAUGCGUAUAAUGCUGAAUUGUUCAUCUGGGUUCUUACCUGGGUCUGUCUUCGGUAUGAGGAGGGCAAACUUCUGCUUCUUGCUGUUUUCUCUCCAGAAAUCUUGGUGCUCUUCGAAUUCCUCAUCCUUGGCGUUCAAGAACACCACACCAAACUUGCAGCAUACCCUGAUGCCAAGAAUUUGAUUGUCUUCCAGGAUCCGAUUCAGAAGGGUUUAGCACUCGGACAAAGCUCAUUUUGCCUAGACGAGAAUCAGUGCACCAUCAGACAUGCUCUCGAGGACAUCACUGACAAGAUAGCUGCCCUCAACUUGAAGUUCCCCACCAUGCCACAUAGCGCUGCGGGACACCAUAGUUCUUCAUCGGUUGUCCUGCGGAGUGUCGCCAAAUUUCCGGAGCCAUGCCUCUUCAAGGGCAGUGCUGCUGAAGUUGAUACCUUCAUAGACGAAAUACUCAGUGGCAAUGGUGAUAUCGGUGCCUAG